Molecule: messenger RNA, 732 nt
Organism: Colius striatus (speckled mousebird)
Lineage: Eukaryota; Metazoa; Chordata; Aves; Coliiformes; Coliidae
Gene: TAFA2
Product: TAFA chemokine like family member 2
Exons: 6
Coding region: 4-732 (242 amino acids)
Molecular function (GO): receptor ligand activity
Source: RefSeq, a predicted model, not a curated record
AGGAUGAAUAAGAGAUAUUUACAGAAAGCAACAAAAGGAAAACUGCUAAUAAUAAUAUUUGUUGUAACGCUGUGGGGGAAAUUAGCAUCUGGGGCAAAUCAUCAUAAAGCUCACCAUGUUAAAACUGGGACCUGUGAAGUGGUGGCACUCCACAGAUGUUGCAAUAAGAACAAGAUAGAAGAAAGAUCACAGACGGUGAAGUGCUCCUGCUUCCCUGGGCAGGUAGCAGGUACCACCCGGGCAGCUCCUUCUUGUGUUGAUGCUUCAAUAGUGGAGCAGAAAUGGUGGUGCCACAUGCAACCAUGUCUUGAAGGGGAGGAAUGUAAAGUUCUUCCAGAUCGUAAGGGGUGGAGCUGUUCCUCUGGGAAUAAAGUGAAAACAACUAGGAACCAGUAUCAAGAUGAUCCCGACUACAGAGAAGUUAUAGGAAUUUGGAGCUUUCAGUCGGAAAUCUCCAUAAUACUCAAGCAGGAAGACAUUUCUAAUCAGUUUGGGCAUGGUGCUAGUAAUGUGCAUCAGUUUAUCAUGAGUUCAAGCUGUGGCAGUAUUCCUGGAGCCAAAUGUGAGUGCACUACCUCAAAAUGCCAGCAGUGGAAGCUGGUAAGCAAGUGGGAAAAAAUCACGAGAGGAAUCUCUGAAGGUUGGGGCAAAGGCAGAAAACACAUCAGUACUGCAAAUAACAGAGCAGCAGGUACUCUCAUAGAGAAGAUAAAAUCACAGGUAACCCGAUAG